GUACCGUUUGUCGGACUACGUUGAACGCCAGUCCGGCUACAGCAACGUCAGGUGUAUGAACUCUGGCGUUACUUUAUAAUUGUGAAAACGUAUAUUUUUGUUAGUUAAAAUUAGUUGUUCAGCAAAUAUCACCAUAAAUUUAUUAAUAUUGAGAUUUAAAAAUGAAACUGCCGAAAGUGUGUCUAUUAUUCAUUUUACUAAGCUUUGCUGCUGCUGAAAAAGAGGAUGAAGUGGAUAUAUCAAGUGCAUUCAUGGAAGUUGCCAGCUCAUUCUUUUCGGAAGAGUCACCAGGGACUAGUAAAUUCAUGGAUUCGAAUGCUGAAAAGAAAAGUUCCGGUGCAGCUGGACUCGGUCAAAUUUUAAAUGGAAUUGGGCAAAUUCUAUCAAGUUCUUCAGGAGGUGGAGGUGGUCAAGAAAGUAAAAAUCAAGGUAUGGAUCUAUCAAUGUUAGGUCCUUUACUGCAAAUGGUUACACCUCCUCCAUCACGAAAUAGUCAACAAGAAAGAAGUGCCAAUGAUGUAGAAUCCAAUUCACCAGGAAUUGACUUUGAAAGUGUGAUAAAUGUGGCCAGUAUGUUCAUGGGAGCCAAUAGUAAUAAUAAUUUCGAGGGAAUUAUGGGAUUCUUGCCAAUGAUCUUUGAAAACUUUAAUAGUGGAACGGGUGGAAAUAAAAAGCAUGAUCAUUCAGAUCAUUCUUGGUACAUGCCACCUGUUUUAGAAAAUCUUCACGUUGUAUCGGAGCAUUUUAGAAAUUCUGAACUGGGUCAAGCUCUCUGGAAGAACAGUGGCUUAGCCCACAUUGUUGGUUCGAUGAUCGAUGGAGAUGGAAGGAUAAAAUACGAACAACUCCUAGAAAGUUUUGAGAACCCAUCAAUCCGAAGAAGAUGGAUAAAAUCUUUGACUAAUUUUGUCGCAGAAUGGUUUUCGCAUGUUUCUGAUCCCAACGUUCAAACACGUUAUUUAACAACAGUUCAACUUAUUGGUAAUGGUUUCCUCAAGUCUCAAGGAUUUCCAAAAACUGCUCUAUUCGAUCCAUUGAAACCAACUGAAAGUCUUACACGUCUGGUAAAUGCAGGAGCUAAAAGAUACCUCAAUAUGAAUUUAGAUAGUGCGAAAUAUAUUAGACCUGCUGUUGCAUAUGCUCAAGAUUUAAUUAAAUUAGCUUCUGAGAAAGGAUUUAUUAUGUCCAGGGUGAAUGCAAACGAGCUUAGUAAUCGACUCAGUCAUACCAUAAACAACGAUAUCAUAUCACCUAUCUUGAAAACAUACCGUGCUUAUAAAUGGGCAGUAAAGUCUCCAAUGUGUGCAGCCCACAUUCUGUGUGUAAUUAAUUCGAAAGAUUCAAUUGAUCAUAACGAUAGUAUUCUUCGGAGUAGCUUAACAAAAAUCAGUAGUUUUCCAGCCGCCUGGGCAAUCAGUAGCAAGACAAAUAUUAGCUUUUGGAAUCUUUAUGGUGCUAUAAGAGAGAAUGAUGAAUGUUUUAGUAAAUAUCCUGUCAAUUGUAAUGAUUUCCAUGAAGAAGAGAUCCGUGUAACCACAGAAGCUAUUCAUAAUGAGCUGUAAACUGCUGUAUCAUCAAUGGGAUAAGAUAUUUGUAAGAGUAAUUACUAAUUCUGAUAGCAAUUUAUGCUGACGAAUGAAACAUGACAAGAUUUUAUCAUGUUUAACACUUGAUGAAUACAAACAAUAUUUUGUCAAAAAUGUUUAAAUAUAUAAAGUGUUGAUUUGACUGAAACGUAAAUAAGUAGUAAUUCAGUAUGAAUAUUUAUUGAAUGAUUUACAGUAGUACGAUUUAAAUUUAUUAUUUUAUUUUAUCUCAUUGAACAACGUACACUAUUGGCAGACUGUAUUCACAAUACUAAAAAAAUAAGUGCAAUCUGUUAUUCUAAAUGAUAUUAUAUUUUCAUCAGAAUGGAUUUGAUUAUUUAGAAUUCGUGCACUUAUUUUGUAAUGCUGGUGCAAUAGUGAUAAGAAAUCUCUCUUAAUGAUCUAAGAGGACUUCCUAUCGUAUUACCCAUAUUAUAUGUACACUUUAUUGAUCUUUGUAAAUAUUAGGUAGACAUCAAAUACAGUGUCAAAUGUACAAAAUUCUAUCAAUGUUACAUUCCGAUUCGAUUAAAUUUUAGGAUUUAAUUUAUUUAAUA
Chelonus insularis is the source of this 2143-nucleotide messenger RNA. RefSeq lists its product as uncharacterized. The transcript is spliced from 6 exons. The record is from RefSeq and is a predicted model, not a curated record. NCBI's taxonomy places the organism in Eukaryota, Metazoa, Arthropoda, Insecta, Hymenoptera, Braconidae. Bases 162 to 1562 code for a protein of 466 amino acids.